AACAAGAGAGCAGCAAGGUUUUUCGUCCCGUAAUCAUUGUCAAACGCUGAAGGGGACCUAAGAGACACGAAUCUAGCACGAAAGAAGUAUCUGGCAAGCUGUUCUGACUGAUACCAUGAACUGGAGAGGAAGAGCAAGCUCUGCUUUGGGGAGGCUAGAAACUUCUAAUGAACCCAGCAUCCUGAAUGCAGCUGCAAUUCUGGGAGAACCCCUAGCACUGCGGGUACAGACUUGCCCGGCUGGACGUCCUCCUUCAAGAGAAUCAGAACUGCCAAGAGCCGACCCCCCAGCCUGGCUGCUCAGGGCCUGCCUCACACGACAGAGGAUGCGCAGUCACUCCAUUGGAAUGGAGGACCUUGUCCAGGGGAAGACGCCACCCCACCACACAGACUUGGCUCGGAGCCUGAGGGUGGAAAAGAUUGAGCAUGAAAUGACCCUUGAAGAGCUCCAAGAUUUACAUGCCCUUUUUCAGGAUUAUGAAAAGAAAGGAAGACAGCUGCUGGAUAUGGAAACUUUCAAGUGCAUAAUGAAGCAGAGUAUGAGGUCACAGAACAAAAGUCUUGAACAAAUAGAACAACUUUUUAUGAAAAUCGACUAUAAUGCAGUGGGCAGAAUCCAGUGGGAUGGCUUCUGCACAUAUCUGCAGCUCGAGUAUUCAGAGCAAGCUGACGCUCUGGCCCGGCAGAAAGAGGUUUCCUUCCAGCUGCCUGCCGUGCUAGGGAGACUGUCCUAUGGGGGUCCCGUGCUGCGCGUCCUCCCCAUGCCUGACGACACCUUCAUCAUGAUCAGAGAAGAUGGUGCCAUUUAUUUCUGGUCCCCACAGCUGAAUCUGAAAAGAAGAAAGCAGCUUUUUGUAUGUGGUGUUCAUCUGAUAAGGAAGCUGAGUGCUCUGGGUUGAUUUUAUUUGCUAUUUUAAACAGCUCUUCAAGGGGCAUGAUUACAGAAAUUGUGUCCUUGAAGAUAAUGUAUUCAUGUUGGAUUUUGCUAGUUUAGGGGAUGCAAAGAAAAUAUGAUCUCUAUAUGCAGGACAAGAUAAUGCUUCGUUUUGCUUCUAAAAUCAGGAUGCAGUGAUGAAUUGCACAUGAUUCCAUCAUAUAAUUUAUCACAUGUCUUAAUGAGUAACAAAUGGAAAAAGGACUGUUCCUUCUUUUUUUUUUUUUUUUUUCUCCUGGUUAAUGGUUGUUUCCA
This is a messenger RNA of Erinaceus europaeus (western European hedgehog), 1188 nucleotides long. RefSeq lists its product as uncharacterized. Gene Ontology annotation, molecular function: calcium ion binding. NCBI's taxonomy places the organism in Eukaryota, Metazoa, Chordata, Mammalia, Eulipotyphla, Erinaceidae. The record is from RefSeq and is a predicted model, not a curated record. The transcript has 6 exons. Bases 116 to 898 code for a protein of 260 amino acids.